AUGAAACCGCAAGACGCUGCCCUAGCGCGUUUCUAUGGUCUGCCGAAAAUCCACAAGCCGAAUGUUCCCCUACGACCCAUUGUGGCGCUGAAAGGCACGCCUACCUACGGACUGGCUAAAUGGCUCGCAAAGCAUUUAAAGAGGCUGACAAACGGCUCAGAACACACAGCCGUAUCUUCAACACACUUCCUGAAAAAAUUCAAAGGGGUUGUAAUAGCCCCCGACGAGGUAAUGGUAUCCUUUGACGUCGUCUCUCUAUUCACCUCCAUCCCAAAAGAAUUGGCCAUGAAAGUCAUCAAUGACCUACUGGAGAGAAAGUACGACGAAGAGGGGAAACCGUUUAAGCGGAAGCACGUGAUGGAACUAUUGGACUACUGCCUACGCACGUACUUCACUUUUAAUGGUGAAAUUUACGAGCAAAUCCAGGGAACCCCAAUGGGGUCACCGAUUUCCGGCUAUCUGGCUGAGGCAGUCAUGCAGGAACUGGAAGCUCGAGUCUUUCAGUCCUACAAGCCGAAGUUCUGGAUGCGCUACGUGGACGACACCUUUGUCAUCUUACACCGGGACGCGAAAGAGAACUUUAAAAGGCAACUGAACUCCGUCUUCCCACAAAUUCAAUUUACCAUGGAGGAAGAAAAAGACGGAGUGCUUCCUUUCCUCGACGUUCAGGUAACGAGGCAAGAAGACAGAACGCUUCAGACUGGUGUCUUUCGAAAAGCGACAAACACGGAGAAAAUUCUCCACUACAACAGUAACCAUCCCCCGUCUCAUAAACGCAGCUGCGUCCGGACGCUUUUUCGUCGCAUCAACACACACUGCAGCACAGAAGCCGAAAAGCUGCGGGAGCGUGAAACCCUAUGGCACCUCUUCCUUGCCAAUGGAUAUCCGCGCAGUUUCGUAAACAAAUGCUUAUACCAAAGACAUACGAGGGCCGACCGUGAGAACACGCAAAGGCCUGCAACCUUCCGCGUUCUGCCUUAUGUGAGAAACGUCUCCGAAGCCACUGAGCGCAUGCUAAGGCCACUAAGCGUGGGCGUUGGACACCGACCGGAGGCCACCAUCCGCCGCUUACUCGUGCAACCCAAGGGCCGGCUACCACCUGCAGACACGUCAGGCGUCAUUUACCGCGUCAAAUGUCUCGACUGUCUGGCCAACUACUGCGGCAUGACGGACAAACGUCUGCGCACGCGCGUGCAUGAGCACGCCUUAGCCGUAAAGCGAAAGGAUGUACGCUCGCACUUCGCCAUGCACUGUCUAGAAAAUAAUCACGUGUUCGACUUUGACGGUGCCCAAGUGCUCGGCCGAGCCGAAAGCAAGCUGGCGAGAGAAGUAAUCGAAGCCUGGCAAUCAGACGCCAACUCGAUUAAUCGCAGUAUUGAUCUACCAGCUCCAUACGAGGCCAUCAGGCACCACUUGCGCGCGAGAGGAGAACCAAUAAGAGGAGAGCGAGAUCAACCUAUCAGGCGCCGGCACGAAUGGCCUAUUUAA
Messenger RNA from Spirometra erinaceieuropaei, 1488 nucleotides. NCBI's taxonomy places the organism in Eukaryota, Metazoa, Platyhelminthes, Cestoda, Diphyllobothriidea, Diphyllobothriidae. The record is from the annotation of a GenBank genome assembly.